Messenger RNA from Drosophila santomea, 1621 nucleotides. It is a transcript of the gene key, whose product is annotated as NF-kappa-B essential modulator. Gene Ontology annotation, cellular component: nucleus; cytoplasm. Gene Ontology annotation, biological process: regulation of canonical NF-kappaB signal transduction. The record is from RefSeq and is a predicted model, not a curated record. The transcript is spliced from 7 exons. Gene Ontology annotation, molecular function: K63-linked polyubiquitin modification-dependent protein binding. Bases 199 to 1578 code for a protein of 459 amino acids. NCBI's taxonomy places the organism in Eukaryota, Metazoa, Arthropoda, Insecta, Diptera, Drosophilidae.
CGGUACGUCUGGAAAGUCUGCGGUCACACUGGUCCCAGAUGUUAUGGUAAAAUAGCAAAAGAUUUGCACGCAAGAUUUCAAAAACAGUUGGCGUUUCGAAAUCCGUGCUGCGGAAUUUAUCGAUUAGGCAAAUACGCUGCUUUUUGGGUUUAGAAAAAGGGGAAUCCCCUGAGUAACCUGGGAUCGGAGUCGUAUCUGAUGAUUAAAACCAGUCAGUGUUACCGCGACAACGGCGACAUGUCGGAGGAGGAUUCGUUCGUCAUUUUGGGUAGCUCGCCGUACUCCUCGCUCGUUCCGGAUGGUUCCUUGGUGUCCGACGGUUUUGAUGAUGUGCAGGAGGCGAAGGAACCCGUUGCCUCUACGAGCACCCAGCCACCAACAGUAAACAGUACUCCAGUCAGCAUGAGUGCAUCGCAACAGCAGCACAUAUCGCUGGACUCUGAAUCAUCUCAGCACCAGUCCCUGGCGACCAGCUUCAUCAUGGGUGAAGUUCAAUCCGAUGUCCUGAAGAACAGUGUUUACUCGCAGUUUCCCAGCCUCUGCUCGCUGCAGGCUUCCGCAGAGGAUGUAGUGAAGCUCCAGAACAUGAUGACCGAGUACCUUGCUCUGAAGAGCACACUUGACAAGGUGAACCAAACCAUGCUGAAUUACCACAAACUGACUCAACAAUGGCGUCAAGAAGCCGCCGAUCGGGAACAGCAGUACAAGGAGCAGUUAAAAGAGUGUCAAGUGCAGGUCGAGGCUCUUCGCGAGGAAAAUCAAAAGCUGAAGGAGGACCUUGAGACGAAAAUUGAGCAGAUUGAAGUGGUGCAGUCCAUCAGCCAAAAAGAGCAGGAUGAGCUUCGUCAGAGUGUAUCUGGGAAACAGUCACUGAUCGACAAUAUGCGGGUGGAGAUUGACAAGCUGCAGCAGCUAAAAAUGCACUCGUUUGAGUUCGUACCUGAGGACGGAUCCCAAAAGGAACCUGACCCGAGCAUGGCCUUGAACUAUGUGCAAAGGGACGAGCACGAUCGCCAGGUGCGGGACCUUCAGCGCCAGCUCUCUAAACUCUUAGCUGAAAACCUGGAGGUCACUGAAAUGAAAAAAACCUAUAUUGAGGAGAUCGACUGCUUAAAGGUUACCUUGGCGAGCGCCCAGGAGCUGAUGCAGAAAAUGCACCGGGAUAUUAACGAGCUGAAAGCGAAGGACAUCCAGAAGCAGGAGGUGAUCGAACAUCUACAGACCCAAAACGAUAUCUACCGCAAGGACUUCGAAAUGGAGCGGGCAGAUCGCGAGAAAAAUGCCGGCGAGAAAGAUCAGUACCUUUUGGAUCUGCGAGCUCUGCAAAGGAGGAACCAGGAGCUAAUCGAAGCUCUGGCUGAGUCCCACAAGGCAAGCAAGGCGAGCUCGACCGCUUCCUCGCUAAGUUCAAGCAGAAGCAGUUUGCGGGAGGAGCAGAGACCAGUAAGAGUUCUCGAUCCAACAGGCGCUGCAUCCCGGACUUCGGAUACCACUUUGAGAUGUCCCAUCUGCUCAAAGUCCUUUAACACCCUAAGCGUGCUCCAGAGUCAUGUUAACGAUUGUUUGGAUAAAAACUAAGCACAAUAACUAACCAUUAAUAUAUUUUUUUAUUUGUAAUCUA